Messenger RNA from Xiphias gladius (swordfish), 5303 nucleotides. RefSeq names its product monocarboxylate transporter 2-like. The transcript has 5 exons. NCBI's taxonomy places the organism in Eukaryota, Metazoa, Chordata, Actinopteri, Istiophoriformes, Xiphiidae. Bases 295 to 1731 code for a protein of 478 amino acids. Gene Ontology annotation, cellular component: membrane. Gene Ontology annotation, molecular function: monocarboxylic acid transmembrane transporter activity. The record is from RefSeq and is a predicted model, not a curated record. Gene Ontology annotation, biological process: monocarboxylic acid transport; transmembrane transport.
UUACCAGACAGAUUUCAGUACUUACCCUUGUCUGGUGCUGACUUUCGCUCUUCUACUCAUAGAAACAUUCACCGAGAUCAUUGCCUCCAGCAUUGCUGUUGCUUUUUUGUGUGUAUGGUCACUUGUAUUUAUCAAGCAAGCACACGUGAUGAGAUCAAAGGCCUUACAGCGGGGUCUUUCUGAGUGGGACAACCACAGCCUGCCAAAGCGGCAGAGUUCCUAGUCUGGGCAAUACGUUUUCAAGGAUUGUGCAGAGGUGAGCUCUUGUGCUGUGCAGACUUCGGUGAAUCAAUCAUGCCCUCUGCAGCAGCAACCGAUCUAGGCUACACCCCACCAGAUGGAGGCUGGGGCUGGGCUGUCGUCUUCAGCGCUUUCAUCUCCAUAGGAUUCUCCUAUGCCUUUCCCAAGUCCCUCACCAUCUACUUUAAAGAGAUUCAGGAAUAUUUUUCAGUUUCCUACAGUGAGAUUGCCUGGUUGUCCUCAGUCAUGCUUGCUUCAAUGUAUGCAGGAGGACCGGUGAGCAGCAUACUUGUCAACCGCUAUGGCAGCAGACCUGUGGUUAUGGCCGGUGGGCUGAUGGUUAGUGCUGCCAUGGUGCUCGCUUCUUUUGGCACUACAAUCAUGCAUCUGUAUCUUUGUGUUGGAAUAAUUGGAGGUUUUGGCCUUGCCUUCAACCUGCAGCCAGCUCUGACAAUCAUAGGUACCUACUUCCAGGUCAAAAGGCCGCUGGCGAACGGGCUCGCUAUGACAGGAAGUCCAGUUUUUCUGUCCACUCUGGCUCCUCUUAAUCAGUUUCUGUUCGAUUCUUUUGGCUGGAGAGGGAGCUUCCUCGUCCUAGGAUCCAUUGUUUUGAACUGCUGUGUAGCUGGUGCUCUGAUGAGGCCAGUCAACAAAAAUGUCCAACCGAAACCAAAGACUGAACCACCCCGGCGUAAUGGGGCAGCCGCUGAGGAAGCUGCUACUGCGGACGCCAGUGCACAGUCGGCGAAUCUCCUAACUGACGAAACCCAAAGUGAGAGCAGGAGCCAGGGCUGCGUACACAAAUUCAUAGAUCUCUCUCUUUUCAGACACCGGGGAUUCCUCAUUUAUCUCACUGGUAAUGUGGUCAUGUUUUUUGGCUUUUUCGCACCUGUGGUUUUUCUCGCGCCAUAUGCCAAACAUCAAGGGAUUGAUGAAUAUUCAGCAGCUUUCUUGCUGUCUAUUUUUGCUUUGGCGGACAUGUUUGUCAGACCAGCAACUGGCCUCAUUGGCAACACCAAGUGGAUAAGGCCAAGGAUCCAGUAUUUCUUCAGUUUUGCUGUUUCAUAUAGUGGUGUAUGUCACCUUUUGUGCCCACUGGCACCUGGAUAUGUGGGUCUGGUUGUUUAUGCUGUGUUCUUUGGUUUGGCUUUUGGGAUGGUUUCUGCGUUGCUCUUUGAAGUUCUGAUGGACCUUGUUGGAGCUCAUCGCUUCUCCAGUGCAGUUGGACUUGUCACCAUUAUCGAGUGUGGACCAGUGCUUCUUGGACCUCCAAUUUCAGGAGCCUUGGUUGAUAUUUUCGGGGAAUACAAAUACAUGUACUAUGCGUGUGGUGUGUUUACGCUGCUGCCUGGCAUCUUUUUCUUCAUCAUGAAUCACUACAACUACAAGAUAUUGGACAAGGAGCGGAGGCAGAGAGUGGCUGUGCAGAUGACGACUUCUGAAGAGGCAGUAGCAAUUAAAAUGAGUCAGGACGAUAAAACAGUUACAUGAUGCAGAUGGUUAAACUUGUUGACUAUGAUUUUUAUUUUAGUGGGUGUAGAAAGAUGGUACUGCAUAGGUUCUACUGCAGGACAUAAAGUAUACGGGCUAUUACUGAUAAAAAUUGUUUUCUACCUCGGAUGAGGUUAUUGGACUCUUUUUAAUGGUUAUUAUAUAUAUAUAUAUUAUUAUUAUUAUUAUUAUUAUUAAAUUAUGUGACAGCUGUUACUCUCAUGACCUUUUGUUUAUCAAUCAUCCAAAACUACCCCUGUUCUUUCCAGUACAGUUAUCCUAAUGGCUCUAUAAACUAAUACGGUACCUCUUUGUUUGUUUAUUCAGUGGCUGAAUAAAAAAUAAUUUUCCUGAGGGACUGAUACAAAAUAAUGAGUCAAAUCCCAGAGCACAGAGCCGUACCACUACCGUUUAUUGUCAUCUUUGUACCACUAGAUGGCAUUGGACACUGUUGUGUGAGUAGUGGUCAAGGUGCAACACAUCUGUCCUAUGAAACGGCAAUCAAAUUAAAGCCAUUUUCAUUUAGGGUUUAGUUCUUUACAGCAUUGCCUUCCAAAGUUUGGGUCAUGACCCUCCCAUGGGCCACCAGAAAUUUUGAAAGGGUCACCAAAGGCGCAGCAAUUAAAAAAAUUACAAUAUUAAAUAUCUGUUGCAAAGUUAUUUGUUUUUGCAUUUUUAAUUGACACUUUCUUAGCUAAUACAUAUUUCUAUUAUGUUAACAUCAUAAUACACGAUCAAAGAUUAUGACUCAUCUAACACACCUCAGACCAAAUUCCUGACAGCAGAUUAAAUUUGUGUUCUCAUACCAGGUCACGUUGUCCCACCAAAGGGCAUUUUCCAACAUACUGCAUGAUUACAGCCCCUUAGUGCCAGGUCUCGAGCACGUUCAAUACAAGAUACAUGGGCGAGCCAUUCAGGAAAAGAACAAUGCCAUUAUUACACAUGUAUGUUUAAAUGAUCCUUCCUUAUCAUGUCCCUGCAAGGUGCAUAUUGACUCCCUUUUCAAAAUGGGCGAAAAUUGCUUGUGUGAGUGAAUCAAUAUGUUUAUUUUCAAACCUUAGAUAACAUUAUCUGAAAAUCAGAUAAACAGUGUAAGUCCAUAGUCAGGGGUGGUUUUUCUUCUCUUUGAAUCCGGUUUUAAUUUAAAUCAGCUAAAAACCACCAGCCCAGUUUGAGUCAAUGUAACCCAGGCAAUACUGGGUUAACUUGAGCCAUUGGGUUGUUUUAACCCAAACUUAAUGUUAUUUUUUAUAUUACUGCUGCAUUAUUUGCCCAAACUAAAGUGUGUUUUUUCUGACCCAGUGUUAGACACAACAAGCUCAAGUUUUACCUUCAAACUGUCACAAAUGUAUUUUUAAUUGUACAGAACAAUGUUGAUCCUUUACUUAAGUAAAAGUACCAGUAACACAUUGUAAAAAUACUCAAUUACAAGCAAAGGUCCUGCUCAUUAAAAGUACUCAUUAUAGAGACAUGGCUAGUGUAUAUAUCUAGUGAUAUACUGUAUACAUACUAUUAUACAGUAUAUCAUUUGAUUAAUAUUACUUGUGCAUCAAUGUGUAAUGUGUGAAUUUUACUCUUGGUUGUGAUGAAACUUAUUCUUUAAGUAUUUUACAUUAGGAUGCAACUAAUGAUUAAUGUCAUUAUGCAUUAGUCUGCUGGUUAUUUUGUUGAUCAAUUCAUUUAUUGUGUGGUUUUUAAACGGUAAGACAAUAAUGACCAGUGCCCCGAGCUCAAAGUGGCGUCCUUCAAAUGUUUUGUUUUGUCCAACCAUCAGUUCAAAUUUCUAAAUUAUUCAGUUUACUCUAAUUUAAUUCAAGGAAAAGCAGAAAACUGUCAUGCUGGUGAGACUGAUACCAUAAAAUGAUUCACAUUUUUGCAUGAAAAAUUACUUAAAUGUUUAAUCAGUAUUCAAAACAGUUGCUCGUAACUUUUUGAUAAUUGACUAAUCAACUCAACGAUUAAUAACCGACUAAUUGUUUUAGCUCAUUUUAUAUACUGUUGGGUUGUUUAAAUAUUUUUUUACAAUGGAUAAUAUUGUAAAAGUUCUUCAUGUAUUUUUGUUUGUUAAAACUUAAUUUUAUAAUGUUAUAUAAAUUAUCAUUUAAUCUGUAGCAGGCAGAUAAAUGAAGUGGAGUAAAAAUUACACUAUUUCCCUUUGAAACAUCGUGGAGUAUAUAAAUAUAAAACUUUAUAUAAAGUAUCAUAAUAUGGGAAUAAUAUGGGAAUAGAAUGGUAAAGUAAAUGUACAUAAUUAAUUUCCACCAAUUUGCAUAUGACAUUCAAAACUGUAAACAUUAUUAACAAUCAGAAGCAAAUAAUGUAAGUUAGCUAAAGUAAAUGCAGUUUGCAACCAAACCUUAUGUUGGUGUGGGUUAAUAACGCAGUUACCCAAAUUAGAUCAGUUCCGGCCCAGUGGUUUUGAUUAUGUAGAUAUGUGACAGAUAUUGCGAUGUAAUACGUAGGUAAAUGAGUGGACACGAAGUGAGAGAGCGAGGACUUCCAAUUAGUGGCAGCUCCUAUAAGCUCUGUAUCAUUUCCUCACUGAACAGCUUGAGCAUAAUCGCUGUGAUGAACUGUGACUGUUUUCAGUAAAUCUGACUUUAACUGGGACCAGGAAGAUUUAAUCCCGGCAGCUCUGCGUCCAAUCCCUGUGUAGACUGCUACUGUGGCGAGGCAUGAUGUUUUAACAACGCUGCCGGUCUGAGCAGUUGCCUCCCGAAUUCUGUUUUUACCACACGGUUGGAAUGUCUACAAAAGAAGGAAGUGAUACUGUCUAUUAAACCCAACAUGGUUGUUAGCAAUCUCUGCUAAUCUUCUUUAUCCACAGAGGCAGAACUAAUCUGUCUUCAUAAUGUUUACACUCGGAGAGAGGGCAAUCUCAUGUGAAUACCAGAGACUUAAGAGUUUAUUAGUCAGUCCUACGGACGGAGCUAUUAAUGACACAUCACAAGCCUAAAAAUAAACGUCUUUAGCCAGUGCAGCUAACAUGGACACAUAGGGCAGGCUGACAUGUUCUAGCAGACCGAGGAGCAUUUGCCAUGUCAGUCUAUCCAAGAAGCUCUCAAGCAAUCAGUGACACCUUCCACAGACUAGAGACACCGUGUCCUGCAUUGUGUUGUUGUCCUGCACUGACUGUCGCCCCGGAUGAAACACCACAUUUUACUGAGAUCAUCCGGUGAAAACAAGGCACAGAGCACCCUGAUCUCAAGAUUAAUAAUACUUGCAAACAGCUACCAUAACAUCGAUCACGGUCACCUUGGUGUUUAUGUAGAGCAUAAUCAUCUGUGUUUCUGAGAUAUUUUUGAAAUUAGAUUUUCGCUCACAUAAGCAGUCAACAUCUGAAUAUGCAUAUGGGAUGCACAUUAGGUGGAGAUUUUGCUUCACCCUCCAAAAUCCCUAGAGGGCAGCCUGAAUCAGAUGAAAGACCAACCACUCACAUAGCGGAUUCUUGAUGUUCAGCUCGAAGGGGACAUUUGUCAACAGAUAUUUCUACAGUAAGAUGUGAAUUGCAGUGGUACUGAGGAUAUUUACUUAAAUACUGCACUAAGAGGAGGUUUUACAGUUUUGAGGUA